This is a messenger RNA of Uncinocarpus reesii 1704, 774 nucleotides long. RefSeq lists its product as uncharacterized. The coding region runs from base 1 to 774 and encodes 257 amino acids. Gene Ontology annotation, molecular function: oxidoreductase activity, acting on NAD(P)H. The transcript has 3 exons. The record is from RefSeq and is a predicted model, not a curated record. NCBI's taxonomy places the organism in Eukaryota, Fungi, Ascomycota, Eurotiomycetes, Onygenales, Onygenaceae.
AUGAAAGAAGCUUUCGCAUCGAUCUCCGGAGACAGAAUCAAGGUCUCCAUUCAGGAAUCUCCCAUCCCAACCCCCAAUGAACACCAGGUGGUUAUCCGCGUCAAGGCCGCGGGCCUCAAUCCAAAGGAUUGGAAAUACCUGACAGAGACGCCCACAGACCAGGGUGACGAUGUGGCCGGCUACGUGCACGCGGUGGGCAGCAAAGUGACCGAGUUCAAACCCGGUGAUAGGGUCGCUGCAUUUCAUCAGAUGGGGGCCGCGCAUGGUGGAUACGCCGAAUAUUCGCUGGCGUGGGCGUACACGACCUUCCAUCUGCCGGAACAGACGUCGUUUGAAGUUCGUUCCGUAGAAGCUGCAACGAUUCCGCUGGCGGCCAUGACAGCGGCCCUAGGGCUCUAUCAAGACCUUGGGUUGCCUUUGCCGUGGAAUCCCGCGCGCACCAGCAUUCCGCUUAUCGUUUACGGCGGCGGGUCCGCGGUCGGAUCGUUCGUUAUCAAGCUGGCUAGGCUAUCUAACAUCCACCCGAUCAUCGCUGUCGCAGGCAAGGGAACCCCGCAAAUUGAACCGCUGCUGGAUAAAUCCAAAGGCGACACAACAAUCGACUACCGCGAUGGUGACGAAGCUGUCGUCGCGGCAUUCAAUAAAGCCCUGAACGGCAAGAAGAUUGAAUAUGCGUUUGAUGCUAUAAGCGAGCAUAACAGCUACAUCAACAUUGGACACGUUCUGGAUCCGCAAAAGGGGAAGAUUGCGGUUAUUCUGCCGUGGCAGCACUGA